AUGAACCCUGCGAAACCUUUCCCCAACCCUGUUCACGAGUCAGCACAUGCACAGCGUAAUGGUCUUGUUAUUGUAUCUCACUACUGUCCUGAACGACCGUACGUUGAACUUGGAGUGCCAACUAGCAUCCGCGAGGUUCACAAAAUUAUCUUCAAGACAGUGUCUCAUGAUCAAGGAUAUAGCAAUGACGAUGCGACUCUGAGGGGGACGUACGAGCAGAGCUUCACCUGGUUUGAAGCUUCAGUCAUCACGCCCUCCGCUCGUGAUCGUGUACCUCGUCGCCACCUCCAGAGCAACUUGCAUGCAAUCAGUGAUUUCCGAGAACAUGAGAUUUGUUGGAACUUGGAAGAGGCUGAAGUGUCGUUGAAACGAUGGCUGAGGGCGAUUAAGCCGGGCGACACCGUGCAAAUUGUCCCUAAAGCUCGCCAUCAAGCAUGGCGCAAUUAUGUCGCAGCGGCAUCAAUUACGGUGUUCGGUUUAGGUGGAGAGCAAGUAGGGCAUCCAUCACCCUCAGCACCCGACCUUAAUAUCUACCGCCCAUUGACAAGGGCCAAGGAAAUCCGGUUAGUCAGCUUGCAGUCUGGAAACACGGAUCAUCAAGUCCACUGUAUCCUUGAGCAUGCCGAGCUGGGUGACGAUGUUCAAGAGCCCUACGAAUGCAUGUCGUACUGCUGGGGCGAUCGAGGAGACCCAAAAGUUGUUCGCCUGUCCUGCUGUCCAGAGGGAGAGAGCAAACCGGUCGAAUCUCUGGUCCCAAUCACGUCGAAUCUCCAUGAUGCUCUUCUCCGUCUGCGACAUCCCUCUAAGCCCCGAAAGAUAUGGAUCGAUGCGAUAAGUAUAAACCAGUCGGACCCUCACGAGUGUUCACUACAAGUUGCAUUGAUGCGGGAAAUAUAUUCUCAAGCAGAGGACGUUAUUGUCUGGCUGGGCGAACGUAAUGACGGCAACGACGGGUGCCUUGCUGAUGCCGAGAUGAUCGCGGAACGAUAUUUGCAACGUUCUGACCUCGAUCAAUCCACUACGAAGCUGCAUAGUCCUCUCCUAGACAAUGGCAGCUAUCAUGUCGACAAUCCUUUAUUCCGAAACGACUACUUUCGCCGGGCUUGGGUCCUCCAAGAGGUUUUCAACGCCAGACAUGUCUCAGUGCUGUAUGGUGGCACGCUUAUGUCCUGGGCUAGGAUUUUGCGGCUCAACGAGUGUAUUACUCGCUCAACCGUCUACUCAAACCCAAUUGCCAAAAAUACAAUGCCUCCGCUCUUUUCAGAGCUGUUCACGCCACACUCAUUGAGAAAAUCUGUCAAAAACACAGCGUAUCUGCAGGAGUACUCGCGACAGACAACCAAAAUGGGUAUCUUGGAUGUGGUUCUUGAAGGCCUCGAUCUAGAAACGACCGAUCCUCGGGACAAGAUUUUUGCCUUACUAAGUUUUGGUCAGGAGACAUGGGAUUUCAGUUGCCACGGUGCUGAGAUCCGACCGGAUUAUACUAAGACACCAGCGAGAGUGUUCGCCGACUUCACUCGUUGGUGGAUCAGAACACACAAAUCAUUACGAAUUCUAUCAACUAUACAUUUAUCCCGAGGGAGGACUUGGGUUAACCUGUCGCCUUCGUCGGCUUUGAACGGUUCUAAUGACCGCCCGAGCUGGUCAUUUUGGCAUACUGGCAGAAGUGUAUGGGCGCAAGGGACUUUAGGGUUGAGCGCUGAGUCUCCGUAUCGUGUUGCAGGGAACACCGAUCCUGUCAUUGAGGAGACGGUUGACCCCAUGGUCCUAGGAGUCAGGGGUCGCCAGAUUGGUGUCAUUUCCAAAAUCCGUCCCUACCCAUACUAUCCUAUCUAUGUUUCCAUGCAUGUCGGCGACAAUCCUGCUCAACGCCGUUACCAGGAUCUGCACGAAGCCUAUGUUCACCUGUUCGACCCUCUUAGCUGGAGAGGAACUUGGACCUCCAGAGUCCAGAGAGGCGAUGUCCAGAAACUUCGACAGCCAUAUGACCAAACAGAGACCUUCCAGAAGAACAUGGAUCAUUUGGCUACACACGCCAGUCUUGAUCCCGAGAAAGAGAAUCAUCUUAUUCGUGAUAUCCUACAAGAUCCACAGAAUACGUUGGUAGGAUGCCAUGCACCUUGUUUCAUACAAACCUCGGCCGGGGACGAAGGGCUUUGCCCUGCUGCAGCGAGACCCGGCGAUGUUAUUGUGGCCUUGUAUGGAAGUCGUGUGCCAUACAUUCUUCGGCCACUGCCUCAAGAGAGCUCUCACACGGACGACGCUGGCGCAACCAUACACCUGUCGUACCAGCUAGUCGGCGAGUGCUAUCUAGAGAACUAUAUGUAUGGCAAGGCUGUGAAGGAAGACGACAAUGGUGAGCAGCAAGGGUGUCCAGAGAAGACAUUCUAUUUGAUUUGA
Messenger RNA from Rhinocladiella mackenziei CBS 650.93, 2400 nucleotides. RefSeq lists its product as uncharacterized. The record is from RefSeq and is a predicted model, not a curated record. NCBI's taxonomy places the organism in Eukaryota, Fungi, Ascomycota, Eurotiomycetes, Chaetothyriales, Herpotrichiellaceae. The coding region runs from base 1 to 2400 and encodes 799 amino acids. The transcript is spliced from 3 exons.